Messenger RNA from Prionailurus viverrinus (fishing cat), 2892 nucleotides. RefSeq names its product zinc finger HIT domain-containing protein 3-like. The record is from RefSeq and is a predicted model, not a curated record. Gene Ontology annotation, biological process: box C/D snoRNP assembly; snoRNA localization; maturation of LSU-rRNA from tricistronic rRNA transcript (SSU-rRNA, 5.8S rRNA, LSU-rRNA). Gene Ontology annotation, cellular component: pre-snoRNP complex; nucleus. NCBI's taxonomy places the organism in Eukaryota, Metazoa, Chordata, Mammalia, Carnivora, Felidae. Bases 16 to 255 code for a protein of 79 amino acids. The transcript is spliced from 4 exons.
GGCCAGGGAGCGACCAUGGCGUCGCUGAAUAGUAGCGCUGUCGUCUGCGUGAUUUGCUUGGAGAAACCCAAAUACCGCUGCCCCGCCUGCCGCGUGCCCUACUGCUCCGUGGGAUGUUUCCGGAAGCACAAAGAUGAUGAUGACUCUAUAGAUGAUUUUCUCAAUAGUGAUGAGGAAAAGGACAGUUUCUUUGCAGAAUUUCAAGAAUUUAGGGAAUCGCAAGUGCCCCGGUGCAGUGAUGAACCACACCAGUGAGUCGGAUCUAUGAAGGUAGUAAAAUGUGGGAAGUUCUCCGUGGCCCUGAGGUUUCUUAGUCCUGGUUUGGUAACCAACCCAUGACACCUGUCAGGGCUUGAGAUGUAGAUGGGAGCCCCAUGCCACUGGUGGCUGUGUCAGCUCUAGGUUGCGGGCGGGAGCUGUCACUUGUUCACGUGUACUUAAUGUUGCUGUGGGAGUAGUUUGGCAGCUUAGUGUUGAUAGAAUGUCUUUGGCAAGGCAGCUGGCAGGAAAAGGCCUUUUGGACACAAAGGCACUGAAGGAUUGCUCAGCCUAGUGAGGCUAGGAUGUCAGAAUAACUCACAUGUGGCCCAGGCUGUGUCUUUCCAGCAGAAUCUGAUUAAAGCCAGUAACACUGUGGAGUGAAGGUUCAGGGCAGAUGUCAGCAUAAGGCAGUGGAGACUUCCUGCAGUGGAACUUGAUCGAGCCCUAGGGAGAGAGAUACAGCUUACCUCUGGUUCCUAGGAGUGCCAGCUGUACGGGUGCCUAGAGCAAAUGCUAGAAAUGCAGGUAUGGACAAGUACUGGUAUCAUUCAGUUAACGUUCUUUUCUCAUUCUAAACCAGUGGCAAAGUCCAGAGUCCAAAUAUUUAAUUUUAUAUUAAAAUACAGAAUUUCACAUCCAUUCUGUGUGAUGCACAAGGGAGCUCUCCCCUACAAGUAGUAUUUAUUAACUGUCAUACUCGUAAAACUGUUUACAACUGGAAGAGCAAACAGUUACACUUCUGUUUAUACUCUGGCUAGCCUGCAUGCUGUCAUGGGAGAUUUCAUCCAGAUUAUGCCCUAGAGUAAUUCCUCUGGUAUGGAAAUUCACUGUUUCCUUCUGUUUGCCUUGUCAGUGUCACUUAAUCCUUGCUGUGACCCCAUGUAAUAGGUGAGUAUUAGCCUAUGUUCUACGCUGGCUGACUUUUACUCUGGCUGCCCAUACUAUAGAAACAGCUCUUGGACCACUGACUUACCUGCUUGUCAUUUGCUCUGCUGGAACAGGAGAUAAACCAAAUGAUAAUUUGACAAAAGUAUUAAACCCAGUGCUAUUUGAGGGAAUAAGCUAUCAUCAUAACCCAGAUUUUUAAAAAGUGGGACUAAUUAAGUGGAGAUUCAGAGGAGAUGCUAGAACACUCAGACGCAGUUUUUAAAAAGUUGAAAGGGCUCUGGAAAAUUCCUAGUUGUAAUGAUGGUAACAACCUGCCUGCAGCCAGCUGGGAAGUGCAGGCUUCUGGUUUCCUGAGCAGCAUCAGGAUGGCUCUGGUCCUAACAUUAGUCCUGUUCCCACUGGGGACUCAUGGGCUUUGCCUCCUGCUUUCUACAAGGGACCCAGAGCCAUGGUGGGCAGGACCACCAUCCUGUCACACAGCUUACCUGAGGCAGUGCUCGGAUGGAUGUGACACCAGCUUGUUCUUGUGCCGUCUGGACUGCGUAGCUACUGGGGUUGCCCAUGGGGAGCUGGAGGCAGGCCCAAACCACCAGCUUCCUCUGAAAGCCACGUACACCCACAGCUGCAUUGGCCAAGACCAGGCCCAGGGGCCAGAGGCGGAUUAUUGCUUCCAGGGGGCUGGUCUGUGCCUGGGGCAGCAGGAGGGAGCCCAAGGGAAGGGGAACUUGAGACACGUGUUUUUCUUGCACACCAUCCAGUUCUUUAGAAGCAAGGAAGGCCAUUCUGAUCUUAAAAAAAGAAUGCCACUUUAUAGCUUUCAAUUGAUUAGCUCUCUUAAGGGAAACCAAAACUAUCUUUAAUAAAACAGCUUAACAAGGUAAACUGAAGGGCACCUAGCUAGUGAACAGCUAGAUACCUUCAACUAGACUGGCACCAUGUGGCAGAACUUUACAUCCAAGGCAGAUGUACUUAGGUCUUACAUGUGCUACUUUAAAAAUAAUAACCUUAAGAUCUAAUUGAUAUGCCACAAAAUUCACCCCUUUAAAGUGUAUAUAUAAUUCCGUGGUUUUUAGUAUAUUUCCAGAGUUGCUUAUGCCACUCUGUGUCCAAACCACCCUGCAGUGUCGGUGGUAUUUUAUACAAGAGAGUAUACCAGUGUGCAGUGGCAGGGUCAGCAUUCCACCCUGGGGCCACCUGAUACCAGACUACCCACUGCCCGUCCUGACUGCUGGAGUCAGAUACUCACCCUCCAUUUCUGCCAUGUGCGUUUGAUGGCCGUGGCAGCUGCGUGCAUUCUCUGGAUGUGUUUCCGAGCUAACCAGGAACGAAUGGCUGAGGUGUUUUGCCCAGAAACAAAGAAGUAAAUGAAAUGUUUAGAACUGUUAGUAGCCUGGCUCUGCAGCAACACCCAAUCUGCUGAAGAAGUUUGGAAUAGAUACUUUUUCAAUGAAUGGCUACCUUGUGCCACUAUGUAGGGUAAGGAGCUAAUAAAGAGAAUACCUCAAGACAACCUGGCUCUGAAGAACACCCCUCACACUGUUUAGACUGGGAGAGACCCUACCUGGAAAGGCAGCUGGGAGACUUACCUGCCUCAGGCUUUGGCUGGGGCAAUGCCCAGGGGAGAAGAAGUGUCUCUUAUCUGGGGAGUCUUCAGUUGAAUUUGUUUGCUGGCUUUAUGAAUUCACAAAUGGUGACCCCACCAUGCACCCACAUGUUGGUAAAGGUAAUGACUACUGGAUGGCA